AUGGAGGACGAGGCUGACAAUCCCCGUCAGCCUUCCCCGUCAUAUCCUGCCGAGGAAGAAAAACUAGUCCAUCCGGAAAACUCAACGCCGGGACUGGACUUUGGUGGAGACAAUCUGCCUCUCUUUCUUCCCUCCUCUUCCUCGGCAAAUGUCCUCGAGCAAGAAACCCCUGAAACUAGCGAACGCAGUGUACAUGGCGACAUGACGAAUGUCCCUGGCAAUGGCACUGAUGUACCUGGCAGUGCAACGGAUGUACCUGGGAGUGCAACGGAUGUACCUGACAGUGCAAAAGAUGUACCUGACAGUGCAACAGUUGUACUUGACAACGAAACAGUACCAGUAGCCACAGAACCCCGAAACCCUACUGAGCAGAGAAUGGAAGGGUUGAAUCCGCGACAAAUACACCAAGUCGUUGAACUUUUCAGUCGAUUUCAACAGUUGAUAGCCACGUCUACACGCCCAAAUCAACCCCCAGCACGCGAGGAUACAAACACGUCACCCUCUGCGGCUCAGGAUCUCGUAACCUACACAAUUCGAUCUAAAACGUCGAAGAAUGACUCGUAUUGGGCUCCUCAGAAUGUAAGUGAGGAGGAAUGGGACCGGAUGCAUGUGGAGGGAUAUGGCUCGGUCCUUGAGAUGAGAAAAGAUGGCUAUCUCAGCAAGACACGGACAGGAAACAAGUUCAGCGCGUUGAUUGAUGAGACGAUGGUCAUCCACUCACCUUACCUCAUCAAAAUCAUGCCAGAACUCGUCGGAUACUAUCCGAGUUCCAAGAACGCCGGCGGAAAGCUCAGUGUUGGCAACCAGAUGAUGAAAGUCUCACGGCCCUAUCGAAUGUUUGGUGGCGCACGCAACAACAUUCAGAGAGUGCGUGAGAAGUAUCAGACCCAACUCAAAGAGGAACGGUUCGGAUCUGACCAAAGCCGAGAAGAUCUGGAGCUGACCGUCAAGCACAUUGAGAAGCUUGAACAUGAGCUGGACAAGGUCUUGAAGGAACCGAUUGAGAUGGAACAACAGGGAUAUCGGCAGAAUCCGCCAGUCGCUUCGUUUGAUAUGCUGUGGCUGCUUUUCCGCCCGGGAGAAUUGGUGUACACCAAGAUUGACGAUGAGUGGGCAUGCUGCAUGGUGCUGAUCCCAUUUUGGGGCGGCGGGCAGAUCCUGGACGACACGUGGACACCAGUCCAUCUCAUCUUGAAACUCUGGUUUCUUGAUUUCAAUGGGAAGGUUUUGGAUCGCAGACGGCAUGAGCUCCGCAUCGAAAACUUCACUGGGCAGAGAAACAUUCUUGCCCUUGAUGCAUAUCCCAUCAAGUAUCACCCUGAUCCGAGCCUGAGGGAAAAGCUCACGAAUCGUGGGAAAAAGUACAUGACCUUUCUGCAGAGCCUUGCACCCCAAUGCGUCUACGAUGGAUUUGUGUUCAAGGAUCAAGACCACAAGAAGACCAUGAAGGAGAGACAUUUCUACAACGGAAAAGUAGUGGUGGAUCCAGUCUUCCAUUGCCGAGAGUACGGUCCUCCAGACUUCGGACCAGAGUCCUGGGUCCAGAAAACAGACAUCUGGCGCUCAGACAACAACAGCAGUGGGGAAAUGAAGAAGUAUGUGGACAUAGACCCAAGCAAGGAGAACAACAAUCUGGAAGACUCGCAUUAUCUGUUGCUUGCGAGGUACAUCAGAGGGUUCACCUUGGCGACGAGGCAAUGGGUAUGGUUGGAUGUGGAAAACAUGGAAAAAUACCCAAGAACCGAAAGCGACCGCGACGGCCCAAUCAAGGAGCUACAAAUCUCUCCGGAGGAUUUGCGCAUGAUCAAGGCGUUCACGCCGAAGUUGGAUUCGCGCCAAAGAUCUUCCGGCGGAGAACAGGCUCCAGUUUCGUUCGACCCAAUAGCGGGGAAAGGAGAGGGGCGCAUCAUGCUCCUGUAUGGCAAACCCGGCACCGGAAAGACUUUCACAGUCGAAUGCCUGGCCGAAGAUACAGGGAGGCCACUGCUUCGCUUAUCGUGCAAGGAGCUAGGCAUAAAUCCUGUCACCCUUGAAGAUCGACUAUGGAAAUGGUUUAGGAUGGCUGAAGAAUGGCAAGGAAUCCUCCUCAUUGACGAAGCAGAUGUGUACCUCCAUCAAAGAGGUCUGUCAGACUCGUUGAAAAGUGAGACGAUUGUGACUGUUUUCCUGCGCGCCCUUGAGUACUACCGAGGGAUCCUCUUUCUCACGGCAAACAAAAUGAGCAAAUUCGACGACGCCAUCCUCAACCGGAUAUCUCCCCUGGUUCAUAUGCCCGGUCUUGAACCCCUUCAACGACGACAGCUCAUCGAGAAGUAUAAGGACAAGAUCGGAAAAGAUGGCAGAUAUGAUGUACGCGACGGAGCCCGGGAAAAGUUCGAGCAGAUUGCGGAUUCUCGUUCGAAUUUCAACGGACGCGAAAUCAAGACGAUCUUCCACAUGGCGGUUGCGCUUGCGACGGAAAAGCACUCUCGGUAUGGCAACAAACCUGGGGGGAUAAGCAUUGACGCGGAGUCCGUCGCAAAGAUCAUGCAGAACAUGGUAAAGUUCCGUGCUCACCAGGAGAAAUUGACGAGUGGAGGAACAGAGGCUUUUCAACAGCUUCAUCAAAUCGAAUCGAUCCAGAAACAAGCUCAUGAUGAAAACAUGUGGGGAAAUUAG
Messenger RNA from Diplodia corticola, 2658 nucleotides. Its product is annotated as p-loop containing nucleoside triphosphate hydrolase. Lineage: Eukaryota; Fungi; Ascomycota; Dothideomycetes; Botryosphaeriales; Botryosphaeriaceae. Bases 1 to 2658 code for a protein of 885 amino acids. The record is from RefSeq and is a predicted model, not a curated record. The transcript is spliced from 10 exons. Gene Ontology annotation, molecular function: ATP binding; ATP hydrolysis activity.